AAUGAUUGUGCAGAGUUGUGACAGGCGCUUCCUGUGCGGUGGUUUUGCAGAGAGGAGGUCGUCGUCGUCUUCUUCUUCUUCUUCCCCUUUCUGAACCGUCAGACGCAGCGAGCAGAUUAAGGAUCCGGAGCGGCCAAGGCUUGAUCACGAUGACUGAGCAGGAGGCAGUCGCCCAUGACCUGGAGGAUGACGAUGAGUUGGAUGGAAAGCUGAACUACAAACCUCCACCUCAGAAGUCACUUCAGGAAAUCCAGGAGCUGGACAAGGACGACGAAAGCUUAGCCAAAUACAAGAAGUCAUUGCUGGGGGAAGUGCCAGUAGUCACAGACCCAUCAGCUCCAAAUGUCACCGUAACACGUCUCACAUUAGUCUGCGCAGCGGCGCCCGGGCCCAUUACAAUGGAUCUGACUGGAGACCUGACAAACCUGAAAAAGGAAACAUUUGCUUUGAAAGAAGGAGUAGAAUACAAAGUGAAAAUCCACUUUAAAGUAAAUAAGGAGAUAGUCUCUGGUCUGAAGUACGUGCAGAACACAUAUAGGGCCGGAGUGAAAGUUGCUAAAGCCACGUUUAUGGUGGGAAGCUACGGCCCUCGACCUGAAGAAUAUGAGUUCUUGACCCCCAUAGAAGAAGCUCCGAAGGGAAUGUUGGCUCGAGGAACCUAUCACAACAAGUCGCUCUUCACUGACGAUGACAACCACAACCAUCUAACCUGGGAGUGGAACCUGUCCAUCCGCAAGGAGUGGAACGAAUAAAAUACCGCACUGUACCGUCACACUGAAUAUAAUGCUGCAGUGGUACUCCGAGGAAACCGGCCAAACAGAUGACCACUGUAGCUUCCUGGUGCACUUCAUGAUGCUCUGGGUCUCCUGCUCCACUACACACAUAUUAAAAAUCUUGUCUGCCCGUGGCCACCACCAGGGGGCGAGCUAGCUGCAGUUCAUAACCAUGGGAGCUUAUGCAACUGUGCAGAGAUCGCCACCUAGUGGUGGCCACAGGCAACUGAGGAUUUAAGAAGUCUGAAUGGAAGAGCAGAGGAGGAGCGCUGUAUACUGAGGAAGCGGAGCAGCAGAGUCUUAUGAAGUCUAUCAGGAAGAUGCUCCAAAUUAUUCCUGCUCUUUGUUUCUUGUAGCAGUGGGCACCCUUUAAAUAUUGCAUGCAAGUACCUGCAUCCCCCUCCCCCAGCAAAGCCCAGAACCUGAGAUGACAGGCCAACGUGUGUUACCCGGAGUCACCCACUAGUGACAGCCUGCACAUUUCUAGAGGGUCCGCGAGGUCAUCUCCUGUGUCAUGUGCCCCUAUAUGUCCUUAUGUUGUAGGUUUAUGGUCCCCGUUUCAGAUGAAUGGACCCCUCCCCCCGCUCUAUAUAACAAUGUAUCUGGUCGGUCAGGGAAUAAAUUCUGAGAGCGCCAUCUAGGGGAGACCAGAGAGAUUGUCACUUCCCUCCCCCUCGGAGGAGGGAUUUCCUGGGUGCCCUCCUCUGAGGAUCCUGGUGCUGGGGGCGUUCCCUCUACCCUUGGCGCCGUAUGUCUAGUCCUGUUAUAAAGAUUACAGAUGAAUUACAAUGUAUCCGCUGCUUCUUCGCCUCAGUGUUAGAUUUCGCCUGCUGCUUGCACACGACCCCUGGAGUAUACGGUGCAGAGCUUAUAUACUGGAGGAGGAGGAGGAUGGGGAUUAUCUCAUAUUAAUGUAAUAAAUAAUCACCAGCA
Molecule: messenger RNA, 1706 nt
Organism: Bufo bufo (common toad)
Lineage: Eukaryota; Metazoa; Chordata; Amphibia; Anura; Bufonidae
Gene: ARHGDIB
Product: Rho GDP dissociation inhibitor beta
Exons: 6
Coding region: 150-752 (200 amino acids)
Biological process (GO): Rho protein signal transduction
Cellular component (GO): cytoplasm; membrane; cytosol
Molecular function (GO): Rho GDP-dissociation inhibitor activity; protein binding
Source: RefSeq, a predicted model, not a curated record